AGAAAGCCCGUCCCCUCCCUUCGCUGCGUCGAACCAUUCCUUUUUCUCGAACUCCCAUUUUCUUCCUUCCUUCUCCUCCUACCCCUCCCGGUCGCCAUCAAACGAACGUCAAAAACCGGAGUUUCGUGGAGAAGAGAGAAAGAAAGGCGCCGCCGGUUUGGUUCUCUGACUUCUUCUCCUAUUAAUAAGGUCUCUCCAAGAACCUCUCCAAAGUAACUCCUCUCUUCCCUUGUUCAACGACGAAAUCCUUCGCUCUCUUUGCUCUUGUUUUUGAUGGAAUCCGUGCCUAAUCCCACGCCGGUACCUCAGAAGCUCCAAGUGGAAUCCAACGGGACCAUACCCAAGUCGAACCACCUCUUUGAUCUAAGGAAUUCUCUUUCUUCCGUCAAGGUCCCGAGCCUGAACGGCGAUCUGAAGCUCCAAUUUCGGAGGAAGAUGGGGUCGGAGAGCAAAACCAAUCCGAAAAUCGUCCAUGGAGAAGCCGGAUACGUUCUUGAAGAUGUUCCGCACCUCACGGAUUAUAUUCCGGAUCUCCCUAGCUAUCCCAAUCCGCUGCAAGAUAAUCCAGCAUACUCAGUUGUGAAGCAGUUUUUUGUGAAUCGGGAUGACACUGUUAAACAGAAGAUUGUGGUUCAUAAGACAAGCCCCAGAGGAACCCAUUUUCGACGUUCUGGGCCCCGUCAAAGGGUGUAUUUCGAGUCAGAUGAGGUGCACGCAUGCAUCGUGACAUGUGGAGGCCUGUGCCCUGGGCUUAACACAGUGAUAAGAGAAAUAGUAUGCGGCUUGUCGCACAUGUAUGGUGUCACCAAAAUCCUUGGCAUAGAGGGUGGAUACAGAGGUUUCUAUGCACGCAAUACAAUUACCUUGACACCCAAGACUGUCAAUGAUAUUCACAAAAGGGGGGGCACCAUCCUUGGCACAUCACGAGGGGGUCAUGAUACUUCAAAGAUAGUUGAUAGCAUUCAGGAUCGUGGGAUUAAUCAGGUCUAUAUAAUUGGAGGAGAUGGAACUCAAAAGGGGGCUUCUGUGAUUUUUGAGGAAAUUCAACGAAGAGGCCUUAAAGUUGCUGUUGCUGGCAUUCCAAAGACAAUAGACAAUGACAUUGCGGUUAUAGAUAAGUCGUUUGGUUUUGAUACUGCUGUAGAAGAGGCCCAACGGGCAAUCAAUGCAGCACAUGUGGAAGCUGAAAGUGUUGAGAAUGGAAUAGGUGUUGUGAAGUUAAUGGGUCGCUAUAGUGGGUUUAUUGCAAUGUAUGCUACUCUUGCAAGCCGAGAUGUGGACUGUUGCUUGAUUCCAGAAUCACCCUUCUAUUUGGAAGGGAAGGGCGGACUUUUUGAAUAUAUAGAGAAGCGUCUUAAAGAGAAUGGUCACAUGGUUCUUGUUGUUGCUGAGGGUGCAGGACAAGAGUUUAUUGCUGAAAAUAUGCGGUCCAUGGACCAUGCAGAUGCUUCUGGAAAUAAGCAACUCCUUGAUGUUGGCUUUUGGUUGUCUCAGAAAAUAAAGGAUCACUUUGCAAGCAGAAAGAAGAAGAUGGUGAUAAAUCUUAAAUAUAUAGAUCCGACAUACAUGAUUCGUGCAAUUCCAAGCAAUGCCUCUGACAAUGUUUACUGCACAUUGUUGGCACAUAGUGCCAUCCACGGUGCCAUGGCAGGAUACACUGGUUUUACCAUUGGCCCUGUUAAUGGCAGACAUGCUUACAUACCAUUCCAUAGGAUCACAGAAACACAGAACAAGGUUGUAAUAACUGAUAGGAUGUGGGCAAGGCUACUCUCUUCAACUAAUCAACCAAGUUUUCUGAGCCAUAAAGAUGUUGAGGAUUCCAAAAAGGAAGAAGAAGAACAAACACAAUUGUUGGAUGGGGAGAAUUGCAAAGAUGGUCAUCAUGUUUUUCUGAUGAAAAAGGAUGGUCAUCAUGUUAAGGGUGUUGUUGACAAUGGCUUGACAUAUAGUUAAUGGUGCUACCUAGAUGAAGUUUAAGUUAAAAAAUAGGUCUUUUCAAUUUUGCUCCCGACUCAGAGUGGAUGAGUUGGGCUGUAUUUGAUCGCCGAGGUCAAACAUGUAUGGGUUUGCCCCCCUGAAUAAGAUAAAUUCGUUUAUUUAAUACUAUAACAAGUCAUGUUCCAUGUUGCCACCUCUA
Molecule: messenger RNA, 2137 nt
Organism: Phoenix dactylifera (date palm)
Lineage: Eukaryota; Viridiplantae; Streptophyta; Magnoliopsida; Arecales; Arecaceae
Product: ATP-dependent 6-phosphofructokinase 3-like
Biological process (GO): fructose 6-phosphate metabolic process; glycolytic process
Molecular function (GO): ATP binding; 6-phosphofructokinase activity
Source: RefSeq, a predicted model, not a curated record